Molecule: messenger RNA, 612 nt
Organism: Knipowitschia caucasica
Lineage: Eukaryota; Metazoa; Chordata; Actinopteri; Gobiiformes; Gobiidae
Source: the annotation of a GenBank genome assembly
AUGAGGCGUGCUUGGGGGGUUGAGGAAUCUGGUGGGGGUGGGGGUGAAUGUGCUGGGAGCUCUCUGAGGGGGCCGGGAUCUGUGGGGUGCCGCCUGAGAGGGAUAUUUGAGGGCUUCGGGGGUGGGGAGCUUGGUGGCGCCUGGGGGACGUCUGUCCCGCUGUGCGCCCGGAACUGGGUAGUAGUGGUGGCGUGGAGGGUUCUGGGCUGUGGUGUCGAUAGCCGCGGCUUGUGCGCGUCGCUGGGGGAGUUUCAGUCCGGGGUGUGCAGUGCGUUAUGGGUGGCGUGGGCGGACUAUCGGGCUUGUUCUGUGGAGUGGGUUGGGUGUGGGCGUUAUUUUUGUGUCGGUGGUUCCUUGGGCGGCAUCUGUGGGUAUGGUGCGCGCGAUACGAAGGGCUCCUGGGGGGAAGGGGGGGUUCGGGGCCGCGGCUGUGGACCGCGGGGUUGUGUCGCGGUUGAGUUGUUUCAGGGAGCGGUCACGUGGGGUGGGGGUGCGGAGAGGGAGGUAUUCGGGAGUGGUGCUUCUCGGCUGUGUCGUGAGGGCUGGGUUGGGAGGGAGAGGUCGUGGGCUGCUGUGUGGGCUCUCCUGACAUUAGGUCGAGGGGGGGCGUGA